Cuscuta campestris is the source of this 915-nucleotide messenger RNA. The record is from the annotation of a GenBank genome assembly. Lineage: Eukaryota; Viridiplantae; Streptophyta; Magnoliopsida; Solanales; Convolvulaceae.
GGCAAGAAAUGGUGGUGCACCUGAUCUUGUCAACAAGGGUUUGAUCAGCUCAGAACAGAUUGUUUAGUAUGGCCACAGAGACCAAAUCCAGUGUGGUGAGGCUCAAACCCAGCUAUGGUGGGGAUGCUUCUGCAUCAUCAUCAUCAGUGAUCAAGAAGAGAUCUGUGGAGAUUGCUCCUCCUAAGCUCUCUGCUGAAGCAAAGGGUAAAGCAAUUGCCAAAACUGAGGUAAAUGCAAAAACAACCUCAAAUUCAUCGAAGGCUGUAACAAAAACUGUAACUAGAACCAGACAGAAGAAAGAUUAUUCUUUGCCAGGACAAAAAUUCGAUGUUCCUGAAGAGCGGGAGCCAUUGAGAUUGUUCUACGAGUCAUUGUCGAAGCAGAUUCCUUCGAGCCAAAUGGCAGAGUUUUGGUUGAUGGAACACGGGUUGUUGUCGCCCGAGAGGGCAAAAAGGGCAUUUGAAAAAAAACAUAGGAAGCAAAAGCAAGUCAAGACAGGAACUCCAACAAAACCUCCGCCGCGGCCAGUAACUCCAGCAAAGCCUCCAUCGCGGCCAUUACCUGUCGCGAGCUCAAAGAAACCUCAACAGGCCCAGAAAAAUGGUGAAACGAAUGCAAAUAAUAAUAAACGUGUAAAAAGCGAAAAGGACGAGGACGAUGAUGAUGAUGAUGAUGAUAAUGUUAUUCUGAGCCAAAGAAGGAGAAAAGGGUAAGAAAAUGUAAUCCUAAAAAGAAAUUUUAUAGUUCUUGAGAUUGUGUUGUGUUUAAUUGUGUUGUAACAUGAAACAAUAUAAGCAUCAAAUUCAUAGAAAAUGACACAAUAAAUGCAUAUUGUGAGCUGUUCAAAUUCAGCUAAAGGAUAACUUCCAUUAUGCAAUUUUAUACCUCAAGUCUUAAUCAAGAAUUAACUCAAUU